AAUUUUAAAGUGAACUAUCCCUUUAAUUAUAUUUAUAGAACACAUUAAAUGUUAAUAGAAUUAUACAUGAUUUUCGAGGAUACAUCACUCGUAUUACCUACCAAACACAAUGAAACACAUAGCAGCAUUGUGAAGCAGUGUGACUUUGUUAUAAGGCAUUUAGCUUCUCGCUGUUGCCCCCUAGUGUUACUCGUAUUAGAUAAAAAAGAUAUGAUAAGUAUAUAUUAAACUAGAUGGCCACCAGUAAUAAAAUAUUAAACCAUUAAAUCUAUAUUAUUCACACAUUAUACACAACUCAUUAAAAUAUAAAAAGUUUACUAGUUAUUAUUAACAAUUACCUACAGCAGAGUUAUCAAAAUCACUGUUGACUAUAUUCAUGGAAUGUCCGAAAAUGUAAAGAGAAACUGUAAUUUCAUCGAUUUACCAGCAGGUGCCAUUGAAAUGAAUGGCCUUCAGUGCUGCGUUUGGAACAAUGGUUCACUACAUGACACGCUGUUACUUCCGCAUUCCAUUCUUUACAACGGACGUCUAUCGCUGCGUCCCAAACCGCCUACUUCCAAACUAUAUAGUAGGCAAAGAGUACGAUAAGUAGUGCUUUUCGCCUACUUUAUAGUAUGGAAGUAUGCGGUUUGGGAGUCAAACCAUUAAACAAACAGAGACGUUAAAUUCCGCUCAGACGCAUAAUCGCGUCACCGUACCGCACGCGGGUCUAAAUAAACAGUCUAUAUACACAGGGUGCGUUGAAAACCUUCCGAAGGGACGACAUAUAAACAAUCGCUACGGAUAAGAAAAAUUACGUUGUUUUCAUUACUUUGUUCGCCAAGUGUAUUGUAAUCAGUCACCGUAUGAGACACACUUGCGCAACCCCAUCUAGAGUUUAUUUAUCUAGAGUUUUCAAAGACAAUAGAAGGGAGGAUCACAUGGAGUUUGCCUACACACAAGUUCUUUACAGUGAAACUCCAGGCAUACUGACAGUGUUGCUGAGGAGCAUGGCUAAGCGUGUUGCUGUGAUUGGAGCAGGCCAUGCUGGGCUGGUCUCCAUCAAAUGUUGCUUGGAUGAAGGUCUGGAACCGGUGUGUUUUGAAAGCAGUGAUGAUAUCGGUGGACUCUGGAGAUUUAAGGAGACACAUGAGGCAGAACGCACCAGCAUUUAUCGUUCUCUAGUAGCGAACACCUCUAAAGAGAUGAUGUGCUUCAGUGAUUUCCCGAUGCCGGAUAAUUUCCCGAACUACAUGCACAACUCCCUGCUCCUGCAGUACUUAAGACUCUACGCUGAACACUUCGGCCUGCUUAAACAUAUUCAAUUAAAGACUAAAGUAAGCAGUGUGAGACAGAGGCCGGAUUUCUCUACCUCUGGUCAGUGGGAUGUGGUGACCGUGGACAGAGAUGGACGAGAUGAGAAACACGUGUUUGAUGGUGUUCUAGUGUGUACAGGACAAUACACACAACCUAACAAACCCCUCUCUGACUUUAAAGGUGUUGAUACAUUCCCAGGAAUAAUUCUCCACAGCUGGGAUUAUAGGGAUCCUGAUCUUUACCGUGGCAAGAGAGUUGUGAUUGUUGGGAUUGGAAAUUCAGGUGUAGACAUUGCUGUGGAGCUCAGCAGAGUUUGUGAGAAGGUGUUUCUGAGUACCCGAACAGGGGCAUGGGUCAUAGGUCGUUUGUCAAAUAGAGGGCACCCUAUGGAUUUAGUGCUGGUAAAGCGAAACGUGGAUCUGAUGUUUCGCCUUCUGCCUCAAAGUCUGUUGAACUGGAUUGGAGAGAGAAUGCUCAAUCAGAAAUAUGACCACAAGUUUUAUGGACUACAGCCUAAACACAGAUUUUUUAACCGGCGUCCCAUAAUCAACGAUGACCUCCCAGGUCGCAUUUUGAUGGGAGCCCUGGUGAUGAAACCAAAUCUCCAAAAAAUUCAAGACUCAACAGUCGUAUUUGAUGAUGGGACGGCUGAAGAGAAGAUUGAUGCUGUGAUCUUGUGUACAGGAUAUAAUUACGCAUUCCCCUUCCUCCCCACCUCCUUAAACUCUGGUCCUGAUGGAGAACUGACACUCUACAAAAGAAUCUUUCCCCCAUCUCUAGAGCGUCCGACAUUGGCCAUCAUGGGUCUUUUCCAGCCCAAUGGGGCGAUCAUGCCAGCUGUCGAACUGCAGGCACGCUGGGCCACCCGGGUCAUCGCAGGGUUAAACCAUCUUCCUUCAAACCGAAAAAUGCAUGAAAUUAUUGAAAAGGAACGCAGAGCAAAUUUAAAAUGUUACGCUUGUCCCAAGGAGGCUGUCCUUCAAGUGAAUUAUAUUCCUUAUCUAGAUUUCAUGGCAAAGGAAGUGGGUGUCCGACCAAACAUAGUUUGGUUACUUCUCAGUGACCCUGCUUUGGGUUUGAGGGUUCUUUUUGGUCCCUGUACGCCCUACCAGUUUCGUCUACGUGGACCAGGACAUUGGAGUGGUGCUCGUCAGGCUAUCCUUACAGUAUGGGAGCGUGUGGCCAAACCCAUGAAGACACGCCCCAUUCCAGACCCAAAAUCCAGCAGUUUGUUAUACUGGAUGGGACUUGCCGGAGGUGCUGCAGUAAUUGUAAUCAUUAUGGUAAAACAAAAGAAGAUUCCAUUUUUUUUUAGAAUCAAUUACAUUGAGACAGCCUUAUUUGGACAAAAGUAAGCGUUUAGGGUAACACUUUUACA
This is a messenger RNA of Misgurnus anguillicaudatus (oriental weatherfish), 2674 nucleotides long. NCBI's taxonomy places the organism in Eukaryota, Metazoa, Chordata, Actinopteri, Cypriniformes, Cobitidae. The record is from RefSeq and is a predicted model, not a curated record.